AUAUAAACAAAUGUCAACCACAAAAGUGGGAAGCUUAAAGAUAGCACUUUAAAAACUGGAAAUUUAUUCAAUCCCCACCACGGAGACCAGCUUUCACCAUGGCCUCAGCUAUGAUCGCCCGAGUGUCCUUCUACCCAACUCUGCUUUACAAUGUGGUGAUGGAAAAGAUCACCAGCCGCCGAUGGUACGACCGUAUGGAUGAUACUGUGAUUCUCGGAGCACUACCGUUCCAAAGUAUGACGAAACAGUUGAAGGAAGAGGAAAAUAUGAAGGGUGUGGUGUCUAUGAACGAAACAUACGAACUGAAGAUCUUUUCCAACGACGCCGAGAAAUGGCGCGAACAAGGCAUCGAGUUUCUACAGCUGGCAACUACGGACAUCUUCGAAUCUCCCGACCAGGACAAACUGUAUGAGGGUGUCAAAUUUAUCAACAGGUUUCUACCAGUGGGCAGCAAAAUAGCAGGGGUGCCAACCGACGGGUUGCAAGUGGACUCCGGUACUGUGUACGUACAUUGCAAAGCGGGGCGCACGCGCAGCGCCACGCUCGUCGGCUGCUACCUUAUGCUGAGGAACGGUUGGUCCCCCAACGAAGCGGUGGAGUACAUGCGAAGCAGGCGUCCCCACAUCCUCCUACAUACGAAGCAAUGGGAAGCACUCGAUAUAUUUCACAGGAGACACGUGAAAUCAUAGUAAAUUAAUAGAGUCAUAUUGUAGAACUAAGUUAUUGAAAUGCCGAAAAAGGGUUUAAAGGAAAAGCCAAAAAUAACCGUACACUAAUUAGUUGAAGCUUAACAUGAAAGACAACAUUUUUUAUUGUAUUUAAUAUGUUGUUAGUGUUGCUGUUUAAGAGAAUUUAUUUUUAAUAGUUAGUGGCAACACUGAACAGUUUAACGUCUUAACACUACCAUACACGCAUAGAUCAGUGAGUCACUGGAUCACAUCACUCCCUGGACCGCAAGCAAAUAUCUCAACCUACAUACAUGUUAUCCCUUACGGGGUAGGUAGAGACUACAGUCUGAAAGACCACGACCAGCUGUAUAGCUUAACGAUGGAACUGAGAUUCAAAUAGAGACAGGUUGCAAAACCAUCGCCUUAAAAAAGAAUACAAAGAUCUUAUCCCUUGUUCGACUUUUACUAUCUACACAGGAAGAGUAUCCAUCUGGCACAAACCAUGUUAUUUUUUGGUUAUCAGCAUGGAAGCUGAGAAUCAAUGUUUAAAAAUAUUUGUCUGUGCUGUCUAAGACAACACGAAGUCUAUUGCGAUUUCAAAACUUAUGUUAAUGAUUGCACAAAGGACAAAGUCACAUUAGAAAAUAAGGCAAUUACAGGUUCUAAAAUUAAAUUUUUUAAUUAGUUAAUGUAUUAUUAGAUAUUCGAGACAAAAAGACAAUUAUUAUUUUUUUUAUUUUCAUAUACUAACCACGGUAUUUAUAAGUGCUUUUUUUUAUUUUACUUCGUUUUCAUCUGAGAAGUUACCAUGUUCUUAUAGUGUAAUUUUUGUACCUCAUGUGAUGUUCUUUUCUUUUCUUUCAAACCAGUCACGAUUUUAUUGUUACAAAUUUAAGUAGUACUUUUUGUUUGAAAUGUUUUUAAGGUAGGUAAAUAUAGUCAAA
Molecule: messenger RNA, 1612 nt
Organism: Amyelois transitella
Lineage: Eukaryota; Metazoa; Arthropoda; Insecta; Lepidoptera; Pyralidae
Gene: PTPMT1
Product: phosphatidylglycerophosphatase and protein-tyrosine phosphatase 1
Exons: 6
Coding region: 99-689 (196 amino acids)
Biological process (GO): protein dephosphorylation
Molecular function (GO): phosphatidylglycerophosphatase activity; protein tyrosine/serine/threonine phosphatase activity; phosphatidylinositol-4,5-bisphosphate 5-phosphatase activity
Source: RefSeq, a predicted model, not a curated record